GGAAACAAAUGACACAAAACCUGGAUUUACGAAAUUAAAGUUGUCUACCGAGAUGAAAGAUAGAAAAUGUUUCUUAGAUAUUUUCAGUAGCACGCUAUGUACAUUAGGAGAAGAAACUUUUUUCUCAAGCAAACGUUUCAGGGAACACUUGUUUACAACUGGCAUGAUUAUACAUGGUCCUUGCUUAUCUGAUCCAGAUGGUACUUGUGAAGUCGCAUACAGUUUCAGAUGUAAAGAAUGGAUAACAUCAGCUCAACCUUGGAUUUACAGACCAAGAUCUACGUGGCCAGAUAACAAACUGGUUAUGUCAAUAGUCCAAAAUGGUGUUCUACUUGUUCCUAUUGGAAAUAAACAUUCACCUAACGAAAACCUAGAAUGGCGAAUUUCAUUUUCUAUUGCAGAAAAACAACUGAUUUAUUCUUUUUCACACACUCAAUUAUUAUGUUAUGCGUUAUUAAAAAUCAUUUUGACGGACAUAAUCAAACCGAAACAUGGCGAUCUCAUUUGUUCAUAUUUUCUGAAAACAAUAAUGUUUUGGUUAAGUGAAGAGUCAUGUCCUUCAGAAUGGAAACCCGAAUCAAUUAUUUUUUGUUUUCUGAAGUGCCUCAGAAGAUUAACUUACUGUAUAGAAAACAAAACAUGUCUUCAUUAUUUUAUCCCAGACUACAACCUGUUUGAGGAUAGAUUCGCUGAUGACCAACAAGUAACAUUACUGAAUACAAUGCGGCGUAUCUAUAUCUCACCAUGGAAUGCCAUUUUUAAUACGUCGACCUUUCAAGAGUAUAGACUAGAUUCUAGAAAUGCGCACGAGAUCAAACUGACAGCUUCCGCAUUGCCAUGCAUCAGUUAUUUUGGAAGUCAUUUUCAUAAUGCUACCUCUUCUUUUUUCAAUCUAUUGGAUUUUAAUCCAAUGAAGCGUGCUUUAACAUGUUGUAUUAAUUUUCCAGACAAAACAUUUCGAAAAUAUGCGAUAUCUACGAUUUCCAAUCGAUGCAUACAAUCACAUAUUAAAUUCAUAAGAAAUAACAAAUCGUUCUACAAACAGAACCAUUUUGUAUUAGGAACCGUCAAGAUUGCAUUAUCUUCCAAUGUAUUGGGUUCAUGGUUAUUGUUUGCGUCCUAUUUGUAUCAAUGUAAACGUUUCAAAGAAUGCAUUUAUAUAAUAAACUACUGCCUAUCUGAGUGUACUCCAGAUAAAAUACCGUGCUAUUCAAUAGGCAGUCAUUUCAGCUUGAAGGAGCACACAGUUUUCGACAAAAUGCAACGGCGGGUGGGUUUGAUAGAUACGUGUAAAAAUCUAUUAAUUCAAGAUGUUGUUUUCUACCAUCCGUUUAUUUUAGUUCCGACAGAACUUACAAGGCUAUCUAGAUUUUUGAACAUGAUUCGUAUUCCAUCCGUUGUUUACUGUCAUGUAUUAUUAUUUUUAUGUUUUCAUCCUCUUCGAGAUGACAGGGGGAAAUUAACGGCUCUUCGUGAACUUCAGCUCACAAUAAGAAAAAGAUACUGCAUACGCGAGGAUGUGAUAUCUGCUUAAAAUAGUAUAUCAAUGCCUCGAAAUAGUAAAGGCAUUGAUAUAGGUGGAAUAGUCCGAAACAUUCAAAUACCAAUAUUGAAUCAAUGAGAUAAC
Molecule: messenger RNA, 1627 nt
Organism: Mytilus trossulus (common blue mussel)
Lineage: Eukaryota; Metazoa; Mollusca; Bivalvia; Mytilida; Mytilidae
Exons: 1
Coding region: 53-1534 (493 amino acids)
Source: RefSeq, a predicted model, not a curated record